Gastrolobium bilobum is the source of this 2311-nucleotide messenger RNA. RefSeq lists its product as uncharacterized. The record is from RefSeq and is a predicted model, not a curated record. Lineage: Eukaryota; Viridiplantae; Streptophyta; Magnoliopsida; Fabales; Fabaceae. Bases 119 to 2200 code for a protein of 693 amino acids. The transcript has 15 exons.
AAAGAGGCACAUCAAUCCACAUUCCGUAAAUUUCAGUUACAAUCACCAAAACGACGAUCCCUCUCUUUCUCUCCCAUAACCUUACCUAAGAAGAAGAAGAAGGACGAGGAGGAGGUUCAUGGCGGCGCCGACGACCUCGUUUUUGUCGCCGACGCAGAGAUACGCUGCCGGAGGAUUGUUCAGCCUGGCUCUUCACGAGGCCCAGAUUCAGCAGACCCACCAGAUAGCCUCACCCGCUUCAGAGGACCCCCUCUCUGACGUUCGAACCAGUAGUAGCUCCAGCAGUGAUUCAGUUUCCGAUGACCCGGAUCUUUGGGUCCACCACCAUUCGGGUUUGCUCCGACCCGUUUUCAAGUUUCUAGAUAUUGAUUCCGCCGCGUGGUCAGGACUAGAGGAAACUGCGGGUUCUUCUACAGCUACACAUCAUGUGGGACCAUUCUUGAGAUUUCUCUCAGAAGAAUUUGAUGAUGGUUCUUCUCAAAGCUUAGAUCAAGAACUUGCUUUGUCAAAAGCUGUUGAUGGUAUAGUACUUGACAUGGAAGAAAACUCGGAGUCUUCCAAGUCUAAAAGAGAGAAGCUUCAUGAAUAUGAACAUCAAUGUCGUGAAAAGUUUUCGACUGCUGAUGCUCAAACUAAUUCUGAAAAGGUAAAUACGCAUUUGGAAACACAGCAGGAGACAGAUACCACCCCUUUGCUUGACUGUAAAGACCCACACCAGGGAUCUGUUAGUAGUAAAAAUGAUGAGAGGCCAAUUGAAGAAGUGAUGAUGCUCAGUGAUCAGAGGAAAGUGACAGUUCUCUAUCAACUUCUCUCUGCUUGUCUUUCGGAUUUAGGUGAAGAUAAUGAGAAAUAUACCCGGAGAAGAAAGGGCUAUGAUGCUCGACAUCGUGCGGCUCUGCGGUUGCUGGCAACUUGGCUUGAUAUCAAGUGGAAAAAAAUGGAGGCCAUUGAGGUCAUGAUUGCUUGUUCUGCAAUGGCUUUCAUUAAAGAGCAAGAAUCAAAGAAAGAAGAAACUCAAUCAAAAGAAAGCAAAUGGGCUAAAUGGAAGCGUGGUGGUAUUAUUGGUGCUGCUGCAUUAACUGGGGGAACCUUGUUGGCUAUUACUGGUGGGUUAGCUGCACCAGCAAUUGCUGCAGGACUUGGUGCUUUGGCUCCAACUUUGGGUACUCUGAUCCCUGUGAUUGGAGCAAGUGGAUUUGCUGCAGCUGCUAGUGCUGCAGGAACUGUUGCUGGUUCUGUUGCAGUUGCUGCAUCAUUUGGAGCUGCUGGAGCUGGACUUACUGGAAGCAAAAUGGCUAGGAGAGUUGGAGGUGUUGAUGAGUUUGAAUUCAAAGCUAUAGGAGAAAACCAUAACCAAGGCAGGCUAGGGGUUGAGAUCUUGGUCUCUGGAUUUGUCUUUGAGAAGGAAGAUUUUAUAAGGCCAUGGGAAGGACAAAAUGACAACUUGGAGAGGUAUGCACUGCAGUGGGAGUCCAAGAAUCUAAUUGCUGUGAGCACUGCGAUUCAAGAUUGGCUUACUUCAAGACUUGCAAUGGAGCUGAUGAAGCGAGGUGCAAUGAUGACCGUUUUGAGUGCACUUUUUACUGCAUUGGCUUGGCCAGCUGCAUUACUUGCAGCAACUGAUUUCAUAGACAGUAAAUGGACAAUUGCCAUUAACAGAUCAGACAAAGCAGGGAAGCUGCUUGCUGAAGUAUUAUUAAGAGGAUUGCAGGGAAAUAGGCCUGUGACACUUGUAGGCUACUCACUUGGGGCCAGAGUUAUUUUCAAGUGCCUACAGUAUUUGGCUAAAACAGAAAAUAGUGCUGAACUAGUAGAAAGAGUUGUACUUCUUGGAGCACCCAUCCCAAUCAAGGAUGAGAACUGGGAAGCUGCUAGAAAGAUGGUAGCAGGAAGAUUUGUAAAUGCUUAUUCAAGGAAUGAUUGGAUGCUUGGAGUUGCCUUCCGUGCCAGUCUACUUACAAAAGGAUUAGCUGGAAUCCAACCAAUCGAUAUUCCUGGGAUCCAAAAUGUCGAUGUGACAGAUCACAUCGAAGGCCAUUCUUCUUAUCUAUGGGCUACACAAAAGAUCUUAGAUCAACUUCAAUUGGAUUCAUAUUAUCCUGUUUAUAACAGCAUUUCUUGUAUUUCUUCUCAAGCUGUUGAACCAAUUGUUGUGAAUGCAGCAGCGACCUCAGAUGCUUCAAAGUCAGAGACUAAUUAGAAAUUAUAUAUAACUUAACUUUGAUUCAUUCGAACUCUUAAAUGAGUUUUUAUACAAAUAGUGUAUUAUAUUACCUAUUUUAGGAAAGAUAUAUAUUUUUUUAAUUACAAG